CAUAUGGUGGUUGGCUCUUAGCAACCCCACAAAACCCACUUUUCACCUCCUAAACCCCCAAAGCUAGAGAAGACCCAAGAAUAAUUAAUAUGCAAUUAUUUGUAGUAUCCUAAAGAAUUGAUUCCUUGGCCUUUCCCUUCCUCUUUAUACCCCCCAAAUUUUAUCUCUCUCUCACAAACACACAGACAUUUGUGUCAGAACAUGAUUCUCCUUUUGUCCUUGUGAGCUUUGAGAGCAAGGAGGACCCUUUGUGUCAGAAUAAAAUCUAUAUAUCUCCAAUUGUUUGCUGGUCUUUUGGUCCAAUAUACCUAACACCCAACUCUCAAUUUCAAAACCCUAUUUCCCAAAAAUCCUAAUUCUUGCUUAGCCACUAUGAAUCCAAAGAGCUUGUCUUUGAGGCCUAAAACAAGUGUGAAAUCUAGGUUCACCAAAGGGUUUCUUCAAGCCUUGAAGAGAAUACAAGGGCAAAGAUCUAGGUCACCAAAUGUAUCUUCUCCUAGGGAGAUGUGUAGGAGAUACUUGAGUGUUAAGAUUGCUGCUGAUGCAUCCAUGGCUUCAGCUGUUGGGUCUAGAAGAGCUUGGAGCCGAGCUUUGCUUACGAAGAUUCGAAGCCACGGGGCUCCACGGGUUUAUAAGUACUCAGCCAGAAGAAUUGAUAACAGUAAGAAGAAGAAGAAGAAGAAGAAGUGCGAGGAUGGUGAGGAGAUUGGUGUUAAUAGUGAGGCGAAUGAGCUUCGAAAGUUUGUGCCAGGUGGGGAAGCCAUGGAUAUUUGCAGCUUGUUGGAUGAGGCUGCCCAUUACAUAAAGUGUCUCAACACUCAGUGUUUUCAAAGGCGUAGGCGUGCAUCGAAGCGAGGGAGAAAACCGCCUCAGGCGUUCCAUUGUUUAGCUAUUUGCACGAGUAGCGCGCGUCAACGGCGAGGAGUAGGAAAGCACUGUGAAGAGCCGCUUUAUGGGUUUGCGAGGAGCAUCUGCAAGAGGAAGAAGAAGACCACGCGAGGUGCCUGAAAACUUCAAGACUUACGCCUCUCUGUGCUCAACUAAAAACGCCUCACCUCUACACCUCGUCUUUCAAAACAUUGAUGGGCUAUCCUUUGUAUGUUCAUCAUAUUUAAAAUAGAAAAUAAGUUUCUCAU
This is a messenger RNA of Prunus persica (peach), 1136 nucleotides long. RefSeq names its product transcription factor IBH1. The transcript is spliced from 2 exons. Lineage: Eukaryota; Viridiplantae; Streptophyta; Magnoliopsida; Rosales; Rosaceae. Bases 373 to 1008 code for a protein of 211 amino acids. The record is from RefSeq and is a predicted model, not a curated record. Gene Ontology annotation, biological process: regulation of DNA-templated transcription.